This is a messenger RNA of Durio zibethinus, 2730 nucleotides long. RefSeq names its product GDSL esterase/lipase At5g45670-like. NCBI's taxonomy places the organism in Eukaryota, Viridiplantae, Streptophyta, Magnoliopsida, Malvales, Malvaceae. Gene Ontology annotation, molecular function: hydrolase activity, acting on ester bonds. The record is from RefSeq and is a predicted model, not a curated record.
AUGGGGUUUGAUAGGCUUCUUCAGUCAUGGUGGCUGCUGUCUAUAUCAUUAUUGGUACCCUUAAACUUGCAAAACUGGGCUAAUGCAGAAUCCCAACUGCCCUGCUACUUUAUUUUUGGGGACUCAUUAUCCGAUAAUGGGAACAAUAAUAACCUCGUAACGUUGGCCAAAGUGAACUAUCCGCCAUACGGGAUUGACUUCCCGAAAGGACCAACGGGAAGGUUUAGCAAUGGCCGAAAUAUGCAGGAUAUUAUUGUUGAACUUCUGGGUUUCAAAGAUUCUAUGCCUCCCUUUGUCAAAGCGAAAGGGAUAAACAUUCUCAAAGGUGUGAAUUAUGCCUCUGGUUCCGCAGGAAUUCGUGAUGAAAGUGGAAGGCAACUGGGUGCUCGAAUAUCCCUGAACGAGCAGAUAAAAAAUCACGGAAUUAUAAUCAAAAGAAUCACUAGGAUAUUAGGGAAUGAUUCAUCAACAAAGAAGCUUCUAAGUCGAUGCAUUUAUUCGGUUCAAAUCGGCAGCAAUGACUACAUUAACAAUUAUUUCAAGCCAGAGUUCUACAACACCAGCCGCCAAUACACUCCUGAGCAAUUUGCUGCGGUGCUCGUUCAACAAUACUCACAGCAAAUAAAGAUUUUGUACGACAAUGGAGGAAGGAAGUUUGGCUUGUAUGGACUGGGGCUGCUUGGUUGCACUCCGAAUGCAAUUGCAACGUACGGAACCAAUGGCUCUCUCUGCGUAGACAAGUUAAACAAUGCUGCCACCCUUUUCAAUGACAGACUUUUGCCACUUGUUAAGGAACUUAAUACGAAUCUAACCGAUGCUAAAUUUAGCUAUCUAAAUCCUGCUCCAGAUCCAAAACUUAAAGGGCUCUUCCUUAAUUAUUUUUUCUCAUGUUUCACAGUGACGAAUGGUUCAUGCUGCACAGCUGGGGGCGGUGGCGGAGAGCUCUGUAUUCCUCAUUCAAAGCCAUGUAAUGAUCGAAACCGAUUUGUGUUUUGGGACGGAGUCCAUCCUACUGAUGCUUUUAAUGAGGCCUUAGCCAAAAGUGCUUACGGGACUAAUUCCUCCACCCAAGCUUACCCAUUUAACAUUCAGAAAUUGGCAGACUUAUGUACGUUGUUUCUGCCCUGUUCCUUGCCUCAACUAACUUUCUUCCUUGUUCCUACCUUUCAUCUCUCUCACCUCUUUAUAUUUCCUUUAUCUUCUGCUUCAUUGUUGAUCUAUCUUUCAAGUUUCGUCUCCUCAAUGGCUAAUUUGGCAUCUAAGUGUCAGCCAUGGUUGCUUCUGCUCGUUUCCUUCUUGUUAGUCUCAAAUAUUCAGAACUGUUCCGAUGCAGAACCUCAGGUGCCCUGCUACUUCAUCUUCGGGGACUCAUUGUCGGAUGACGGAAACAACAACAACCUUGCGACGACAGCCAAAGUAAAUUAUUCGCCUUACGGGAUCGAUUUUCCUAAAGGACCCACCGGAAGGUUUACUAAUGGCCGAACCAUGCAGGAUAUCAUUGUUCAACUACUGGAUUUACAAGAAUUUAUUCCUCCUUUUGCCACUUCAAGAGGCAAAGAGAUUCUCAAAGGUGUGAAUUAUGCAUCUGGUUCGGCAGGAAUUCUCAAUGAAACCGGAGAACAACUGGGUGAUAGAAUAAGCAUGAACAUGCAGUUAAGCAACCACCAAAUUAUAAUCUCAACAAUUGCUGAGAUACUGGGAAAAUGUUCAGCUUCAAAGCUUCUAAGCAAAUGCAUAUAUGCGGUUCAAAUCGGCAGCAAUGACUACAUUAACAACUAUUUCAUGCCAGAGUUCUACAACACCAGCCGCCUAUACACUCCAGAGCAAUAUGCUGCAUAUCUCAUUGAACAAUAUGCAAAGCAAAUAAAGAAUCUAUACAAUAAUGGAGCAAGGAUGCUUGCCCUGUUCGGAAUUGGUUCGAUAGGUUGUACUCCAAAUGCAAUAGCUGUGUACGGAACAAAUGGCUCGGCUUGCGUAGAAAAAUUGAACAAUGCUGCUCAACUUUUCAAUGAGAGGCUUAUAUCACUUGUUGAUGAACUCAAUAGCAAUCUAACCAAUGCUAAAUUUACCUAUUUAAAUCCUUCUGGAACUAGCUUUGCAAACUCACUCGGUUUUACAGUGACAAAUGCUAGCUGCUGCGAAAUAGCGAGUGAUGGAGAGCUUUGCGUCCCUGAUUCAGAUCCUUGUGCUGACCGAAGUCAGUACGUGUUUUGGGACGCUGUCCAUACUACGGAAGCAUGGAAUUUGGUCAUCGCAACAGAGGCUUACAGUACUCAAUCUAGUACCGAAGCUUAUCCCCUUAAUAUUCAGAAUAUGGCACAGCUGCAGAGCAACAAUGAAGGAGAUACAAUUUGUCAAUGGAGUGUCCUGCGAGAAAAUUCUCGUAAGACAACGAAAUCUGAUUCAGUCUAAUCUGUUAGCUUGAAUCAUUGUAACAUGUCUAAUCCCAGUCCCCCGCCUUAAAAAUAAAGAACCAUGUUUCAAUAAUUGCUUCAUUUUAUCUGAAUGAAUCUGAAAGUCAAGGAUAAACAAAGUUUACAAGAUGUGCAUGAGAAUGAGAAAUGAUAGAGUGGAGAGCCCAUCUGAAACUGUGGCGCAUUCUGAAUAUAGGAGGGCAGAUUUCCUGGUGAAGCAACACGGAAAUCUCCCGAGUGGUCCUGCAGUAAUUGUAAAAACAAAAUAAUAAAAAAAAAAUUCAUGACCAGAAGCUUCUCUCAGCAUAGAAGGGAA